Molecule: messenger RNA, 177 nt
Organism: Scutellospora calospora
Lineage: Eukaryota; Fungi; Glomeromycota; Glomeromycetes; Diversisporales; Gigasporaceae
Source: the annotation of a GenBank genome assembly
GAAAAUAUUCUUGACACAAUUCAUAAUGCAAAUAUUAUAGCUGAUCAAAAUAAUUAUCAUAGCAAUUUUAACUCUGAAAUUUUUAAAAAUCUUUUUGAAAAACUUUGUGCAGGUAUUAAAGACCAAUAUGGAUCAGUAGAUAUCUAUAUAGAUAGAGCUCACUAUCAUAAACACUAG